AUUUCUAAAACGUAAAAUAUUCAAUAAAAUAGCUUACUUUUAUAAAUAAGCAUGCACUUGUAAAUGUUUUAUUAUUUAUUAAUUUCGAAAAUACCUUUUUUAAGUAAAAGAAGGCAGGUUUGCUCUUCAGGAUAUCCUAAAUCAUCCACAGAUUCUACACGAGGUGACUAUCGUAAAGUUACAUUACCAAUGGUUAUACGUCAGGUGCGGAGGAAAUUUGUGUAAGCGGAUGGGUUGAUACAUUCGCAAGUUAUCGUCAUGGCUUUGUUCAUAUGGAGUUUUAGAGGGAAUAUCAAUCGGUUUUUAACUGAUGUUCAAAUAUUACAAUACCUCAUCGUGCUAUUUGGAUUAUUUAAUUUAUCUUUAUGUCUCUAUGAAGAUCAAGUUGGAAAAUUUGACUGGAAACAGAAUUACGUUGGUAAAAUUAAAUUUGCCAGUUUUGACACUGUUUCGGCCGCAAAAAAAAUUAUUGUUGCUACCGAAGAAAACGUUAUUGCUGCGCUAAAUUUUAAGUCAGGACAAAUAUUAUGGAGACGUGUAUUAGAAAAAGGAUGUGCAGGCCACAUUCGUGCGCUAGGUGGAGUCACAGAUGGAGAUCUUGUUUCUGUCAGCGGAGGAGUACCAGCUAUUGUGCGUGCAUGGGAUUUAGCUACUGGACACAUACUUCACGAAUGGCCAAUAGCUGAGCAAAGUCCUGAAAGAAUCAAAGAUGUAAAAUGGAAUAUAAAAGAUGGAACAUUGCAUCAUAUUUUACCAAUUUAUAAUAGUGGUGUUGAAGUAACAUCUUACGACAGUAAAACAGGAGACAAGCUGAAAACUCGAAGAGUUUCCGCACCAUUUAUAACUGAAGAAACAGAGUGUGUGUUAGCAGCUCCAUAUUUAGUAUGCUUAAAAGGAGAUAGUUCAUUAGCUGUACUGUUUUUAGUACAUUUAUUUGAUACGAAUUCUCAACCAAAAUCAGUUACCAUAAACACAGUAUUUGGUGCUGGUGCACAAGGACCAUAUCAUUUGGAAGCAGUACUUGGUGAGGAACCUGUUGUAUCAAUUACUGCAGAUGAUAAUCAGAGGAAACGAAUUCUUCUGGUUGGAGAAGUACCUGUUCCUGUACAAAGAGAUAUUGUGGGGGAUGCUAUGCUUUAUGUUGUGUCAGUUGAUAAUGAAAAAGUACUACUAGAAACGACUUACAAAAAUGGAAUGACAGAAAUUGCUGCCACAGAACUCUUAACGUCAAAAUCGUUGCCAAAUCUGUCUGUUAGUCUAACACAUAAUUCUUUAUUAUCACCAGCAAUUGUGGCAUCAGUUUGUCCGCGGCAAGCGACAGGUGUGACCUGCCGUCAUUUAUUAGCUUCAGAAGAUCAUAGUGUGUCACUUUUAAAACAUAAUAAAUUAAUAUGGUCUAGAGAAGAAGCUCUUGCUAGUAUUGUAGCUGUGGAAAUAAUAGAGUUACCUAUGUCAGAUAGGGAUCAAGAAAUUGAAACAGAAUUUGAUCAGAAAGAGAGUAUUGAUGUAGACAGUUCAUGGGAUGUGCUGAGUAUGAUAUUUAGAAGAAUCAGUUCUCAAUUUAAACAAGCAAAGGCAUUUUUCCAGUCAAUAUUGAACUUCACCCCACAGCAGUCCAAUCAACGUACUGAUUUGGUACGAGAUAAAUUUGGAUUACACAAAAUGAUUGUUUUGGUUACAUCGCCAGGAAAGUUAUAUGGUAUUGAAACUAGAAAAGGUGAAAUUAUUUGGAAUCUUAGAGUACCAAAUAUUCAAGGCUUUGCUAAAAAAUCUAAUGCAAUGACUUUAUACGUGCAACGUGGUAGCAGACAUUUUCCGCACCCGCCUCAGUGUGCAUUACUAGCAGAAGAUAAGAAAACGUCAGAAGGGAUUAUAUACGUAUUUAAUCCAAUUACUGGCCAAUCUCUUGAUGGUUUGAUAAAAUUAGGAUAUAGAAUAAAACAAUCCAUGUUACUACAUGCGACAACAGAUGAUUUCCUGCGAAGCAUUCUGAUUUUUGAUACGCGAGAUAAAGCUCACGUGUAUCCUGAAAGUGCAACUUCAAUUGCUGCAUCAGUUGGUAAAAAUACAUAUAUAUUUACAACUGAUCCAACAACCGGAGUAUUAUCAGGAUUUUCACUUUCAUAUAGCACAGCUCAGGAACUUAUUGCGCAUAAAGUAUGGGAGUUGCUACUUUCACCAAAAAACCAAAGAAUAACACACGUUGUGUCAAAAAAUCCAAUAGAACGUGUUCAUUCCCAGGGUAGAGUUCUAAAUGAUAGAUCAGUUUUAUAUAAGUAUAUUAAUCCUAACUUAGUGGCUAUAGUAACAGAGGGUAUAGGAUACACUCAUAAAAAUACGCUUAAUCUGUAUUUACUGGAUGUAGUAUCUGGAGCAAUGAUAUUUUCAAUUAUGCACAAAAGAGUUCGCGGUCCAGUUCAUGUUGUGCAUUCAGAAAAUUGGAUAGUUUAUAGUUACUUUAAUGAGAAAAGCCGAAGGACAGAAAUUGCUAGUUUAGAACUUUAUGAAGGGAAAAUACAAAGUAACACCACAGUGUUCUCAUCUUUAGCUACAACUAAAUUGCCGAUCGUGGAAAGGCAGGCUUUCAUAUUCCCCGCUGCGAUCGAAUCAAUGCAGGAAACGAUUACAGAAAAGGGUAUCACAAGCAAACAUAUUAUAGUGGCCCUAGCCAAUGGCGGAAUAUUAGAAUUACCGUGGAUGAUGGUCGAUCCACGGCGGCCUAUUAAUCCAGAAGUGCGCGAAGAAGGCGUAAUACCAUAUAUGCCUGAAAUACCUAUUCAUAUGGAUACAAUAAUCAAUUAUAAUCAAAGCGUGUUUAGGGUAUCAGGUAUCCAUACUAGUCCUAGUGGCCUUGAAAGUACUUGCUUAGUUUUUGUACAUGGUCUCGACUUGUUCUACACUCGUGUGGCACCGUCUAAAACAUUCGAUGUUUUAAAAGAAGAUUUUGAUUAUUAUCUCAUUGUGAUAGUAUUGGUAGCGCUUGUAAUUUCUUCAUAUGUAACAAAGAAACUAGCAUCCCAGAAAGCGCAAAAGCAAGCAUGGAAAUGAUGUUUCGUUUCUUUAGAGAAUGAAUGUGUAUAAUUCUUAAGUGUCUGUUCACUAAAAGCAAAACAUUUUGCUAAUAACUUGUAAAAAAGAUACUGUUUUAUAAAAAGCCAAUGUUACUGCAAAGUAAAUGUUAACAGUUUAUUAUCUCACCUAAAGUAUCUUAAAAUACAUACAUAUUUGUUCUUUUAUUAGUACAGAACGCACACGCUAGAAGUAGCAUAUUUCUAAAUGUUUCAAAGUGUGCUAAUCAUUAUAUGACAAGAGUGGACCAUAAUUGCUAAUUAUUAGAUUAUUAAAAUAACUGAAAACAUGCUCAAAAUAUAAUGAUUUUUUAUUGAAGAUAUAUAACUAUGCAUUUGUGUUGUGCAGAGUGUUUCACAGAAUGUAGAACAAACGAGAAGGUGGUGCUUAUGC
Messenger RNA from Megachile rotundata (alfalfa leafcutting bee), 3462 nucleotides. RefSeq names its product ER membrane protein complex subunit 1 (gene EMC1). Gene Ontology annotation, biological process: protein folding in endoplasmic reticulum. NCBI's taxonomy places the organism in Eukaryota, Metazoa, Arthropoda, Insecta, Hymenoptera, Megachilidae. Gene Ontology annotation, cellular component: EMC complex. Gene Ontology annotation, molecular function: protein binding. The record is from RefSeq and is a predicted model, not a curated record.